UUUUAUUAUUUGAAAUUUAAAAAGAAAAAAAGGCCAAUGGCAAUGGCUGCUGCCACAGCUGCUGCUUCUGGUUUCUUCCUUCGUACUUCUCUAUCUCAAUCCUCUUUCACCACUAGACCACACGCUCUCUUCGUCAAAGCUUCAUCUAUGGAGGGAAGCGAGAUUAAGGAGGAAGCGAACCAGCGCGUUAGUGAGAGAAAGAAGAUAUUCGUUGCCGGUGCAACUGGAAGCACGGGGAAGAGGAUAGUGGAGCAGCUUUUGGCGAAGGGAUUUGCUGUGAAAGCGGGAGUGAGAGAUUUGGGGAAAGCGAAGUCGACGUUCCCAGGGAACAAUCCUGAUCUCCAAUUUGUGAAAGCAGAUGUAACAGAGGGUUCAGACAAAUUAGCUGAAGCUAUAAGUGAUGAUUCCGAUGCAGUGAUAUGUGCUACUGGUUUUCGACCAUCUUGGGAUCUCUUCACUCCAUGGAAGGUUGAUAAUUAUGGCACUGUGAACCUGGUCGAAGCCUGUCGGAAACAGAAUGUCAACAGAUUCAUACUCAUAAGUUCCAUCUUAGUCAAUGGGGCUGCCAUGGGGCAACUGCUCAAUCCCGCCUACAUUUUCCUCAACGUGUUUGGCCUCACCUUAGUCGCAAAGCUUCAAGCAGAGCAGCACAUUCGGAAAUCUGGAAUCAAUUACACGAUUGUAAGGCCUGGUGGACUGAAGAACGACCCGCCCACGGGGAACAUAGUGAUGGAGCCAGAGGAUACGCUGUAUGAAGGGUCGAUAUCCCGAGAUCAGGUUGCAGAAGUUGCAGUGGAGGCUUUGCUGCACCCGGAGGCUUCCUACAAAGUUGUGGAGAUUGUUGCAAGAACCGAAGCUCCUAAGCGAUCUUUUGAGGAUCUGUUUGGUUCUAUCAAACAAAAGUAAAUCGUUUGUCUGAUUUUAUUCUAGGUUUUUAUCUUGAUCUUGGAAAUUGUUUUAAUAUUCGAAUUCAAUAUAGAUUAAGAUUUGAUUACUA
This is a messenger RNA of Salvia hispanica, 997 nucleotides long. Its product is annotated as NAD(P)-binding Rossmann-fold superfamily protein. Lineage: Eukaryota; Viridiplantae; Streptophyta; Magnoliopsida; Lamiales; Lamiaceae. The record is from RefSeq and is a predicted model, not a curated record.